CUGCCACUGGCCCUGUGGUCAGGCUCAUUUCGUGAAAUCGGUACGCGAUUCUUGUGCAGGCCUUCCCCUACUUCACUCGCGCUUUCCCGGACUUUGAUCGAACGUCUCGCACCGCCUAAGUCAACUUUUAGCAUCGUCGUCUCUUGCAUUCCACCCUCUCAUGGGGUCCACGCUCGAGAACCGCCAGACCGUCUCUGAUUUCGAUCCCAAAUCCUACUACACCUUCCACAAUGAUGUGUCACCGAACAACACGCUCAGCAGCGGGCUGCAGCAGAAUACCAAGGGGGCGGUCAACAUGACAAUCCAGCAAGUAUUCUCGUCGUCAGAGAAUUGGCAGCUAUAUUUGCAGCAAGGCCGGUACUUCAUCCGGAAUUACGACUAUGGAGGCGGUUAUCAGUUGGGGCUAGAGGAGACUUCGCCAUCAGUUCCGCGUCUGCUACCGAGGUCCGGGGCUCUCGGACAGCAGUGGUCAUUGACGCGACAGGAUGACGGAACAUGGAAAUUUACGAAUGGGCUUCUUGGGAACAACUCAGCUUUGGCGCUGUCGACGGGGAACACCGUUCCUGGAAUGCAGCCAAGUGAGAAGGGCACCCACUGGUCUAUCGAGAUAAACGUCUCGGCGAAGCAGCCCAAGGACCCUGAAAUGUACACCGAUGUCAAGGGAUUCGAGGUCGCUGUGUCUAGCUCUUCAUCUAUAGCCUCCACCACAACGGCGACGUCAACUGGAGGGUCAAUUGCUUCCGCAACCUCAGCGUACAAUCCAUCCCAUACCACACCCUCCUUAUCAACGACGCUAUCGUCGUCAACGCACAAGUCGGACUCUCUCAAACCGGGCGCGAUUGCUGGUAUUGUUAUUGGUGCUGUAUUCCUCUUGGUGGUGAUCGGCCUAGCUGCAUUCCAUUUAAUGUCAAGACGAAAAGAAAAGAAGGCACCUGCGGAAUUGGAGGCGAUUUAUCCGGUGGUACAUCCAGCGAUACAAGAACGACCUAGAGAGGAAUACAAAAAUAAGCACCUAGUUGAGCUUGCGUAAACCAGAAGGGUUGAAAAUUGAGGAACGAGGGGGCUGGCGGGCGUUGGGAAUUCGCCUCGGAGCAGGCAGUUGAACGGAUAUCGGAUUGACGAAUUUUGGUCUUCUCUGUCCCCCUUUUGGAAUGAUUAUGUCUUUGUAGUCUCUAGAUUUUUGCCAGGGGAAGUUUUGUUCUAUUGUAGUUGUCUUAGGAUGGGCUCGGUUGGCGAAUGACAGUCGAGAGUGUGAGCCAAUCACACAAAGAAUUGAAAGUG
Lindgomyces ingoldianus is the source of this 1281-nucleotide messenger RNA. RefSeq lists its product as uncharacterized. Bases 161 to 1030 code for a protein of 289 amino acids. Lineage: Eukaryota; Fungi; Ascomycota; Dothideomycetes; Pleosporales; Lindgomycetaceae. The transcript has 2 exons. The record is from RefSeq and is a predicted model, not a curated record.